Molecule: messenger RNA, 672 nt
Organism: Leptosia nina
Lineage: Eukaryota; Metazoa; Arthropoda; Insecta; Lepidoptera; Pieridae
Source: the annotation of a GenBank genome assembly
AUGUCAAAGAUUAAAAUAAUAAAUAAGAAUAAAGGUAAAGAAGAAUGGAAGAAAGGAAAAGAAAACGCAAUUUGUAAACGAAACGAGAGUUUUUCGAAUCUGGAUGCACAGCGCUUGUGGCAAAGUAUCGCUAAGGAAUGCAACGCUAUUCCAGGAGCAAAGAAGCAUUGGAGACAAUGGAAAAAAACUUGGCAAGACAUGAGAUCAAAAUAUGCUAAGCGACGUCGAUCAAGUAAUAACGGUGUGCCAUCAAUUAGUGGAUUGUUAACGGAAGAAGAAAGAGAGGUCUUAUUUGGAGUUAAAAUGGCUGAAGAAUACUCAGAGAACACAGAAUUUGUACCACUAAAUGAUAACCAAGAGAGCUUUCAUGAUGAAAACACAUCUGCAUGCUCUAUUAGUGAACCCCCUUCACCACAAGAAGUAAAAGUUUUUCAUACACAAAAGCCAAAACUCCGAUCAGAUUACAAAAAUAAAUGUUAUAAGAACAGCUCAGAACCAUCAGGAAACUGUAGUAUGAGUUGUGAUAUGCUAGUUACUAACGAACAAAAGAAAAUAAAAUUAAAGGAAGACUUUAUGAACUUUAAAAAGGAUUAUUUAAGACAGAAAUUAAGAUUGCUAAAAGAACAAACCGAAGCACUGAAAAGUAUAGCUAGAGAAAUUUGUAAUAAAUGA